Molecule: messenger RNA, 8214 nt
Organism: Tachysurus vachellii
Lineage: Eukaryota; Metazoa; Chordata; Actinopteri; Siluriformes; Bagridae
Gene: hap1
Product: huntingtin associated protein 1
Biological process (GO): neurogenesis; neurotrophin TRK receptor signaling pathway; anterograde axonal transport of mitochondrion
Cellular component (GO): dendrite
Molecular function (GO): signaling receptor binding
Source: RefSeq, a predicted model, not a curated record
GACCACGUGUUUGGGUACGAGCAUGACGACUGGCUGCACACUCCACUGCUGCCACCUGAGGCUGCUCUUGGACUGACCUACGAGCAGAUUGAGGAAACCUUCAAAUACUUUCAUGAUGCAUUUUUGUCGCAUUUUUUGCAACUACUUUUUACUUUUUACACAAAACACAGGGUUUCCGUGACGGUACAAAGCAUGUGAUUUAAGGUACAUUAAGUGGUUGCUCUAGCGAUUAAGGCUAAGGUUCAAGCUCCAGCACUGUUGGGUCCUUGAGCAAGGCCCGUAACCCUCUGUGCUCCAGGAAAGCUGUAUCAUGGCUGACCCUGUGCUCUGACCCCAACUUCCAACGUCGGGAUAUGUGAAGAAAGAAUUUCACUGCGCUGUAAUGUAUAUGUGACUAAAGGCUUGCUGCUGAUUCUUCAGAUUCUCGUUGCUGUUGCUAAGCGUCUAGUCCUAACAUUCAAACACUGAUUUCACACUGUACAUGUUUGGCACAGCAAGGCAGGAUUAACACUGCUAAAGCUGUAAAAGCCAAUGCUACCUGCUCCAAGGGAGGAUUUCAUAACGCCAGGAUUAAAACUGGGUUUAGAACAACAUGGGCUCAACGACAGAGAGAGAAUUUUACCAUGGUAUAAUAACAUAAUAAACUACUACACUAUCAGAAAACUUAAAUAUGUAUCUUUCACAUGGAGGAGUAAAUAUAGUGUACUUUUGAAACAUUUACAGUGCAAAAUGACCUUUUAGAGAAUAGCUUACAUCUUUACAUCUAUUCAUUUGGAGUAUAUUUUACUAAAGGUACAGGUGUAGUAAAGGCUUACUAAAGACUAAAGGUACAACCCCAGUGACAUGGAAUGGUAUGGUUUUCUUUUUCUGAGGGUGUAAAAAUUUACACCUUGGUUCAGUAUAUCGGUUGUAAGGAAAAACUUUGAUUUGUUCGUACUUGCGAAUCGAUUCAUUAGACACAUUCAAAAUAAUUCAGACAGAAACGAUCAGAAUUCUGUUUGUGGGGACACAAUCUUACUAAGUACAAUAAACAUUAUUAUUACUAUUAUUAAUAAUAAUAUAAGUAGUAGUAGUAGUUAUUAUAUUUGAUAAUAUUUACCCAAUUAAUUUUUAAUUCUGUAAUGAAUUCACAAAUGAUGCAGAUGCUCAUAUUCAUAGCAUGCUCAAAAGGUCCAGGUUACACUUUAUAAAUGAUUUCCCUUCUAUAACUGUCUUCAAUAUGGACAAAACGUAUACAUAGCCACACUAUCCGAUGAAUAUGUGCUCAUCUUGACUCUGGAUCCUUUCAAAGAUUUCUUCCUCAUAUCGUCUCAGAGAGAGUUUCCAUCACCACCGUCACCUCUGGCUUGCUGGUUCGAGAUAAAUAUAAAUAAUCAUUUCAAAAUAACACUUUUUAUUUCGAUUUUUGGAUACUCCUGUAAUGCUGCUUUGUGACAAUGUCCAUCAUUAAAAGUGCAAUGCCAUACAAGUAAAAUUGAAAUAUUUGAAAUUGAAAAUUGAAAUUGAAAUAUUUGUAGUCACUUCUGGAACUAUGGAUGUUCGGUGCCUGGCAGUUAUUUUUAUAUGGAAAGAGGCUUGCAUUAUGUUGUACAGUACAUUGAAUAACGUUAUGGAUUUUUAUUUAUUUUUUUUACAAUAUGUGAUCCCCCAAAUAAUAUCCCUCUUCACCUCUCCAUCUACUAUUCAGACAUAACCUGGACUGAUCUACUGACCUUAAAACAAUUCUGGAGGUUUUUACUACUAGUUCUGCAUCCGGUCCUUCUUAUAAUCUUGAACACAUCGUUCUUUCUGAAUGGGCCACAGAUCCCAAAUACCAUCAAGCUGAUUAGCAGCCUGCUUUUUUCCAGUAUCAUUAAGCUCCUUUGGCUCCUGCCCAGACCUCGCUUUGCCUGGCGUGAUGUCCUGUUCCGUCAGGUCAACAAUGCAGUUGGAGCUAUUUACAGUAGGUCUUAAACCUCCAGGAUGCAGAAGUGUUAAGUCUGUUAUGGUGAGUUAGCAUGGUGUGUUAACAUGAGUUCAUCAUGAGUGGGAGAGACUUGAGAGAUGUGGGUGUGUAUGUGUGUGUUUACAAAGAAAUGACAUUUUUUAUCUAGUGGCACUUAAAAAUUGCUUUACAUUUACGGCAUUUGGCAGACGUCUUUAUCCAGAGUGACGUACAAAAGUGCUUUUAAGUCUCUAUUGAUGAUUAACACUGGUUCACUAGGUUAAAGACUUAGGAUAGCAUCAACCUAAACUCUGUUCAGGAUUUUUUCAUACAUAGAAACAAACAGGGAGAAUAAGUGCUAGCUUAAGUGUUUCAGGAAGAUGUAGGACUUCACCCGUCAUUUGAAGACAGGCAGUGACUCAGAUGUUCUGACAUCUAGGGGAAGUUCAUUCCACCACCUCGGUGCCAGAACAAAAAAGAGUCUUGAUGUAUACCUACCUCUUACCCUGAGAGAUGGUGGAACCAGUCGAGCAGUGCUGUAGAUCUGAGGAUGGAGGUGCAGUGUGAGGAGUGAUAAGAGCUUUGAGGUAAGAAGGAGGUGGUCCAUUUUUGGCUUUGUAGGCAAGCUUCAGUGUUUUGAAUCUGAUGCCUGCAUCUACUGGAAACCAGUGGACUAAAUUAAUGACAUCUCUUAUAUACUGUAGUCUUUGAAAAGUCCUGUAAUUAUGAAGCAUCUCUGUGAACCCUGAAAUUACAUUUUGAUACAUUUCCUCAAUGUAUAGAGACUUUUAGGACACCAUUUAUUUGUAUCUAGGUCAAGCUUUGAUGACUGUAACUUUAUAGUCCACAGGAAAAUCUGUCAUAAAUUGAUUAGCCUGUGGUCUGAUAUGGUGUCAUUGGAUGAAAUAUUAAACCUUAACUUUAAAAGAUGAAAGUAUUGAGGGUUGGCAUGAAUAAAAAAAGAAAAGAAAAAUGUUAAGUCUUUGUUUGCUCAUUAAUAUAACCAGUUAUUUACGUUAGAUGUGGGGGUUAAGGAAAUGAAUCAAAUUUCUUAGACCUGCUGCUUUAGCUUUCCUCGAACUAUCUGUCAUUUUGAACUUGCUAUAGAGUUAUAGACUAUAGACUAUAAAUGGUCUAAUCUCUCCCUAGUGAGAUUUCCGGGCUCUGUGUGGUGUUUGCAGCUCUUGCAGUGUUAAACCUGACCUAUCGGGAGCUGAAAUAUUGAUGUGGCUUGAGGUAAAUAUUUGAUGUCGGGUAACAUUUUGACGGUUCGAGCCAGAUCAGUGUGACUGAAAGGAAAAGGUCAGCGAUUUCAAAGAAUUAUGUCUCGGGGUUCAUAUUCAUAUUACACUCAAAUUGCUUCAGGACAAUGUGAUGAAUUGCAUGUGAAGACACUAUGAAGUCUAUAUAUCAUUGAUCACCAAGUGAUGGUUAAAAAUAAUAUCAGCUUGUUUUGAGGGCCAAAUCACACCAAGGUAUUGUUUAGGAGUUUGUCUAUUAAAAUGAUUGUUAGAUUGAGAUUGACCCAUGAAACCUAAUAUCGUACUGAAAUAAUAUCACACACAAACACAGUCUGGUCCUCUGUGACAACAUUGUGUCGCCGGAUUGAUGCUAAAUGUGCCAGAAUGGAGCAUACCAUUAGCAUGGGGGUGUUCACUCUCUGAAGUCUCUUUCAACCUUUUAAAAAACAUGAUUCCACCAAAUCAUCUCCUCCCUCCAAUCAUUAUUUCUCUCCUUAAAAUGAUUAAAUCAGUGACAAAAUGAAUAGUUUCCCUCCUCUUCUUCUUAAUAGUUACACUCGUUUUAACUUUACCCUCCCCUCCCCACUUGUCUUAUAUUGACCAUGGCUUAGAGCAGCCAGGUAAGUGUCAGAAAUCCCACUGCAGCUGAAGCACAGACAGGAUUUAUCAAAAACUUCAUUAUGCAUGCAGUCCGAGAGCUCACAGGUGUGUGAGUCACAGACUGUCGUCAUUCACUCGGUACAGGCAGACUGCACAGAAGUCAAGCCAGAUUGUAGGGAAUAGGGAGAAGAGGAAAAAGGCACAGAUUGGAUUAAAGGAGCGGCGACUAAAGGGAAAGGACGACAUGGAGGUUUGGAGCAGCUCGAGCACAGAGGAGAGCGAGAGAGAGAGCACCAUGAGUCAGGAUGAGGAAGAUGAGGGGGAACAGGAGGAGAGUACCAGCGGUCUGUGCAGAGACCUGGUAAAAGUGCUGUGCUCAGAGAGGGUUGGCCAAGUUACAAAGACAUAUCAUGACAUUGAGGCUGUCACUCAUCUUCUGGAGGAGAAAGAACGUGAUCUAGAGCUAGCAGCUCGAAUAGGCCAGUCCCUUCUGAAACAGAACAAGGCCUUGACAGGACGUAACGAGCUGCUGGACGAACAGCUGGAAGUCGCAAAAGAAGAGCUUGCUCAGCUGCGUCACGAGCUCUCAAUGCGAGACGAUCUUCUGCAGCUGUAUGCCAGCACUGAGGAGAUCGAAGCUGCUACAGAAGCACGCUCACCUGUCAGGAGAAACGAGUCCAGCUCUUCUCUCAGCAACCUCGUCCAUUAUGAUUUUCUGCAAAAGAAGCUCAGGAGUCUGGAGGACGAGAACAUCAAACUGCAUGCUGCGGCCAACGAGUUAACCUUAGAAACCAGCAGCUAUGAAGAGCAGGAGCAGCAGCUGAUGAUGGUUUGUGUUGAAGAACUCUCAUCAGCGAAUAAGCAGGUGGUGGCUCUGUCAGAGGAGCUGGCUCGUAAAGUGGAGGACUCUCUUCGGCAGCAGGAGGAGAUUAGCUCUUUGCUAGGUCAGGUGGUCGACUUACAGCAGCGUUGUAAAGCGUUAAUCAGAGAGAAUGAGGAAAUCACUCAGCACCUAAACACUUCACGGGAAAGCCAGUCGAAGCUCAAAUCAGAGCUUAAGGACCUUCGGGAGAGGUAUUCGGAGUGUGAAGACAUGCUGCGAGAAGCCCGAGAGGACAUCAAGAACCUGCGGAAUAAGAGCCUGCCCAACAGCACAGUGCAGCGCUACAGUUCACUGGCUGCUGUGUUCCCCAUGGACUCACUCGCUGCUGAGAUCGAAGGAACCUUCCGUAAAGGCCUGGACAGUCCUGCUCCUUCAGAAUACAGGACCCAUCCAUGGCGUGUGUUUGAGACAGUGAAAGUGGCCAAUCAGGUGUCACGACUGCGCUCUCAGUGUCACUCCCCUGUGGUCCCCAGCUCUAGCCCCGCCUCCUCUCAGUCCAGUCGAAACAGCACACCACGCACUAGCUACUACGGAUCUGACUCCGUCAGCCUCAACCUUGAGGACAAACCUCACUCAACACCAUUACAAGAGCAAAGCCUUAUAGAAUCAAAGCGACUGGGUCAGCCGGGCAUGCCCGGUGGUCAAGAUCUGGAGGAAGCUCUGCGUUCCCUCUCUGCACGCCAGGAGAGCCAUUCUUCUGAUCGGCCGUUCUUUGAUGUAGAACGUGAGAGGAAGCUCAGGGCACUGGGAGGCAGCAGUGCAGAAGGUUCUAGUGGAUUCCUUACUCCCAAUGACAGCAUGGGAUCCACAGGAACCAAUUAUUCAGGCAGCUCCCAGCAUUCAUCUGCUACAUCAAGCUCCAGAUCCUACUUGCCAGAACGCCUGCAGAUAGUCAAACCACUGGAAGGCUCAGUCACCCUGCAUCACUGGCAGCAGCUGGCUACACCUAACCUUGGGGGCAUUCUUCAUCCACGGCCAGGCAUCCUCACCAAAGAUUUCAGGGAACUGGAUGUGGAUAUUCAGCAAGUUUAUAGCCUCAAUGACCUUGAGGAGGAUGAGCCUAACUGGUCCAAAGUCCCUAACCAAGGUCAGAUGCCUAUUGUCACUUCAUCUGGAUCCAACUCCCCCCACACCCACACCAUCACCAACUCUCAGAUCCUCCAGCCCUCUGUCCUGCUGUCCUCCAUAUCCACUAGCGUUCAGCCUCAUAACCUGUCCACCUCUGGGAGCAAUGAGCAUGUAAGGACCUUACCAGAUCACCAGCAUGGUUUCUUCCAUAGACCUGCUACGAACAUGACGCCCAACUUGGGUCUUAUUCAGCUGCUUCAAGAGCGAGGUAUCUCAGCUUCCACUAAGCCCAGCCUGCCUCCUAUCCUUAGACCCUCAAUCAGCACUUUAGCAGCUUUAACCGAUAAAGAAACAGAUGGGAGACGUAGAGGAGAGAAACAGCAGAGGAGGAAUAUUUUUAGCUUCAACCUGAUGGACAAGCUUCAGAGUCUCGGUCUUCAUAAAGUGAUAGCCAGAGGAUUCAUAGACUCAGGAAAGAAGGAAGGAGAUCCACACAAUCCUCCUCUAACAAAACACUGAACACUGGCUUUCAGUAGAACUACUGUUCUACGUACCGUCUUCCGUUUUGUACGUAGCAGAUCCGACCUCUUACAAAGAGUUGUAUUUAUCAGUGAAUAUUUGAAAGCCAUAUCACUCCAUGUGGAGUGGUUCUUGUAGUAUAUUGGUUAUGAAUGAACAGGAUGUCCUGUUGACAAUAUGGUAGAUUGGUUUGGGAAUCCAAGACAUUUUACCAAUCUGAGGUACAUAACGUGUGAUAGGUAUUUAUAUCGCUGUCUUAUAUGUUCUGACAUGUAGCAAAAAGGGAUUAAUUGUUCUUUCAUUAUUAUUUAAGAACUAGUCCUAUUUUCAUUUCAUCACACAGCAGUCUUCCAUCCUGCUUCACCAGACUGCUUGUCUUGACAUGCACAAGCACUAUAUAUUAUUUAUAUAUUUAAAAGCCAGUGACUUUGGACUUGUCUGCGUACUGGAUGAAUCGUGACUGUUCUUAGGUUGUUUAGUUGUUUUUACGACAACGUGCAAAUUGUUACGAAACUAGAUGACCUGAGCAUAUUGUUCAGGAUGUCUAGUUGGACAUAAUAUUCUAUGAUUAAUUGUUUUAGAUUUCAAUCACAGUUAUUUAAUGUCCCAAAAUGCACUGGGAAUUUUAUCCACAAACAUCCACAAAAUUUUUUUAUCCACAAACAUGAUGCUUUAUAUAGACACUUAAUAGUCACAGACUUUUAGUUAAAGAUGUUAUAUAAAAUUUUUUCAGAUAAUUGUUGCUUUCACAGGCACAUAUAUACACACACUAGGUAAAAACAACCAAGUAUUUAAACAGACAGAUAUAAAAAUGGAUAUAAAUCUGAAAAGUGGCUUUCUGCACAUUCACUGUAUGGCUAAACAAAUAUAACUCCAAAAGUAGAUUUUUGUGCAAACACAAAACAAUACCACAGGUCUUUAAAAACCACCUCACAUCAUGUACUGUGUCCUUUUUGAUUGAUAGGUUUUUUUGUUUUUUUUUUGUCAGACAUGCUCCGCAGCAUCAAAAGACCAUUUACACCUUAGCAUUCGAUCUGUAAUGUACAUAUACUGUAUAAGGACUUGUACGUUUAUAUGUAUAAUGUUUGUCCAGAUUUCAUGCUGUCACUUGGAAAUCUUAGUUAAGCAAGAGUUAUGCAAUUUUUCUUUUUUUGUUCUGUGGGAAAUUUCACCAGAAUCAUGUAUUCAGUCACUCAGGUAGUAUGGAAACUGACUUCAGGCUUCUUUGGAUUAAUAAAUUAAUUUGAAACUUGGCUGAUAAUACAGAAUCAGCCAGACUCCUUCAUUCAGGAGGUAGUCUGACUGAUCAUCAAUCACAUCAUGAUCAUGUUAUGUUCUUUGUGCCUUAAACUUUGCAACAUGUGUUAGAAAAGAUAUCCAGAUAAAAACUGUAGAUUUCUGUUUUUGUAGAAGUGACUGUGAUUAAUGUAGUUAAACACCUGUACAGCUUUAUUAAAUGUAGCACUAAACCUGAACAUUACGGAACACUGGACAUUAAGCCAUCACUGAGCUACAUAUCUGAAGAACCAUGCAGUUUUUUUUGCCAUUUUCCUAAAACACAUUCUUUUGGUAAUACGUAAUAUACAGAUUUUUAACAUUAACCUUCAAAUCAACAAGUUUAGAAUUUUGUCAUUGGAGAAUUCAAAUUGAUGCUCGAGCGCUAGGCUACUAUAGAAAGGGUAGAAACGGCAUUAUACAGCAUUUUAAUGAAAGAUUGCAUUUGUAGUAUGGAAACUAUGGUAAAAUGACUAACACAAUAAUUCACACAAUCACUGUGUACUGAUAUUCUGAUACUCAUUCUGAUACUCAUUGAUUAUAACUAUGUUGCACCGAAUGAUUGUAUUUUUUCUGUUAUUUGGUCUGUAAAUAUGAUUUGCACCUAAUGAUCACUGUAAUUAUAAAAUGUAAUUGGAAUAAGAGCUGUGUACAGUAUGUGAAUGAGUGUUGCAGUGUUCCAAUAAAUACAAGAGUUUGAUAUA